This is a messenger RNA of Drosophila melanogaster (fruit fly), 412 nucleotides long. RefSeq lists its product as uncharacterized. The transcript is spliced from 2 exons. The record is from RefSeq and is marked reviewed. The coding region runs from base 97 to 360 and encodes 87 amino acids. Lineage: Eukaryota; Metazoa; Arthropoda; Insecta; Diptera; Drosophilidae.
ACGUGGCAUGACGUUUCGUUGUGAUUGACAAUAAAGUUCACUCUCAUCGCACCAUUUUUCUGACAAACCGGCUACAGAAUUCAACUGAAUUUAGAAAUGGCAGACAAGUCGAACGAGAAUGCAUAUUCAACUAGAAACAACGAGUAUUUGACGAGGAAGGAUCCUGAGCAGCCGAGUGUAUCGAAUAUGAUAAGUUCGCCUACUUACACGGAGGAGAUCCAGCGCAUCGAUGAGGAAAUACAGGACAUGGAGAGGCUGAUUGCCCAAAAGGAGAAGGAAUGUGAAAUACUGUACCUAUUUCAGCUCAUGCAUGUAAUCCGAGGAGUACUAAGCCAAAAUCAACAUUUGCAGGACAUCUAGUAUAUGCGAUUACUGUUAACUUAUUCCCAAAUAAUAAUAAAAAAAAAUAAUU